UCUUUUUGAGCGUGUAGACUUUGCAGAAACAAGUACCGAGUCAACCCAAUGAACAUUUUUUAAUGACAAAAAAAUAAAAUGCAACGUCGACAAUCGGUUGGCAAUGAGAGCAACAUUCAGUGACUGGGUUUCAUUCAUAUGAAGGUUUCAAGGCCUGCUGUCGGUCACCUUGUUGAGUAAUGGAUUCAAGAUUAAUUCCGGUCUCUCUUCUAAUUGUUUUCAUCCAAAUUUCAGCUACAUGGGCAAGGACAAACACUGAUGAUGCCACGGCUCUAGUAGCUCUCAAGGACUUAUGGGAGAACUACCCACCCAGUUGGGUUGGCUUCGAUCCCUGUGGCAGCAGUUGGGAAGGAAUUGGGUGCUACAAUCAACGUGUGAUCUCCAUAAUAUUAACUAGCAUGGGUUUGAAGGGCGGACUGUCAGGAGACCUCGACCAGUUAUCUGAAUUGCAGAUUCUGGAUCUAUCAUACAACAAGAAUCUAACGGGAAACAUUCCAGCAUCAAUCGGGAGUUUGAAGAAGCUAACAAACUUAAUCCUUGUUGGUUGCAGUUUCUCUGGUCCAAUUCCAGAUACGAUAGGAUCUCUAACAGAGCUGGUCUUUUUAUCUCUGAAUUCUAAUAGCUUCAGUGGAGGCAUACCACCUUCCAUUGGUAAUCUAUCUAAACUCUAUUGGCUGGAUCUAGCUGACAACCAGCUCACUGGAACCAUUCCAAUCUCUAAUGGGAGUACACCUGGUCUGGAUAAGCUCACCCACACCAAGCAUUUCCACUUUGGAAAGAACCGGCUCUCUGGCUCAAUCCCCCCUAAACUUUUCAGCUCAAACAUGAUUCUGAUACACUUGCUUCUUGAGAGCAACCGGCUAACUGGCAGCAUCCCUUCCACACUAGGACUCGUGAAGACGUUGGAGGUGGUACGCCUUGAUGGAAAUUCAUUAAGUGGGCCUGUUCCUGCAAACCUCAGCAAUCUCACAGAAGUCAAGGAGCUGUUUUUGUCUAACAAUAAGUUGACUGGCACUGUGCCUGAUCUUACCGGCAUGAACAGCCUCAACUACAUGGACAUGAGCAACAACAGUUUUGACGUGUCGGACGUUCCUUCAUGGUUGUCAACUUUGCAGUCUUUGACAACAUUAACAAUGGAGAACACAAACCUUAAAGGAGCUAUCCCCGCCUCCCUCUUCAGCCUUCCCCAAUUACAGACUGUGUCUCUAAGGAACAACAUAAUCAAUGGCACCUUAGAUUUUGGUGCUGGCUAUAGCAGCCAACUACAACUCGUUGAUUUGCAGAAAAAUUACAUUGUUGCUUUUACAGAAAGAGCAGGACAUGAUGUUGAGAUAAUACUUGUAGAAAACCCAAUUUGUCUUGAAGGACCAAAGAAUGAAAAAUACUGCAUGACUUCCCAACCCGACUUCUCGUAUUCAACACCACCAAACAACUGUGUGCCCUCUGUCUGUAGGUCAGAUCAAAUUCCCAGCCCCAACUGUAUAUGUGCUUAUCCAUACAUGGGAACCCUUGUCUUCAGAGCUCCUUCCUUUUCAAACUUGGGAAACUCAAGCUACUACAUAUCUCUUGAGCAGCGUCUGAUGCAAUCUUUUCAGUCCCAGCAACUUCCUGUAGACUCAGUUUUCUUGGCAUAUCUAAUGAAGGACUCAAAUAAUUACCUUCAGGUAAGCCUGAAAGUCUUUCCACAUGGCCAAGAUCGUUUCAAUAGAACAGGGAUUUCUAUGGUUGGGUUUGCGCUCAGCAACCAGACUUUCAAGCCCCCAUCCACUUUUGGGCCAUUCUACUUCAAUGGUGAGCAGUAUCAAUACUUUGAAGAGGUAUCUCUAUCUCCGGAACCAAAUAAGUCAUCAAAUACAGGCAUUAUCAUUGGAGCAGCAGUUGGUGGUUCCUUGCUUGUGCUAUUAUUACUCUUUGCGGGGGUUUAUGCUUUUCGUCAAAAGAGGAGGGCAGAAAGGGCUACUGAACAGAGCAACCCCUUUGCAAACUGGGAUCAGAGUAAAGGCAGUGGUGGUAUACCUCAGUUAAAAGGGGCAAGACGGUUCACAUUUGAAGAGAUCAAGAAAUGCACCAACAAUUUUUCUGACGUCAAUGAUGUUGGAUCUGGAGGUUAUGGGAAGGUUUAUAGAGCAACCCUUCCCACUGGGCAAAUGGUUGCCAUCAAACGAGCUAAACAGGAAUCAAUGCAGGGUGGUCUGGAGUUCAAAACAGAAAUUGAGCUUCUAUCAAGAGUUCAUCAUAAGAAUGUUGUCAGCCUUAUCGGUUUCUGCUUUCAGCUGGGUGAACAGAUACUGAUAUAUGAGUAUGUCCCCAAUGGUAGUCUCAAGGAAUCUCUUUCAGGGAGGUCAGGAAUCAGGUUGGACUGGAGGAGAAGACUCAAGGUAGCACUUGGUUCAGCCAGAGGCCUGGCAUAUUUGCAUGAGCUUGCAGAUCCUCCCAUCAUCCAUAGGGACAUUAAAUCAAACAACAUUCUAUUGGACGAACACUUAAAUGCUAAAGUUGGCGAUUUUGGUCUCUGCAAGCUUUUGGCUGACAGUGAGAAGGGUCAUGUUACCACUCAAGUCAAAGGGACAAUGGGCUAUUUGGAUCCUGAAUAUUACAUGUCCCAACAGUUGACUGAAAAGAGUGAUGUUUACAGCUUUGGAGUGCUAAUGUUGGAGCUAAUAUCAGCAAGAAAGCCGAUAGAGCGAGGGAAAUACAUCGUAAAAGAGGUGAAGAUAGCGAUGGAUAAGACAAAAGAUCUAUACAACCUUCAGGACCUUCUUGACCCAACCCUGGGCACAACACUUGGAGGUUUCAACAAGUUUGUGGAUCUAGCACUGAGAUGUGUUGAAGAAUCAGGAGCUGAUAGGCCUACAAUGGGUGAGGUGGUGAAAGAGAUUGAAAACAUCAUGCAGCUGGCUGGUCUGAAUACCAAUCCUGAAUCAUCCUCUGCUUCAGCAAGCUAUGAGGAGUCAAGUACGGGUACUUCCAGCCAUCCCUAUGGCAAUAAUUCCGCUUUUGAUAAUAGUGUGGGCUAUUCCCCUUCCACAGUACAGCCCAAGUGAGCACAGGUGUCAUUUUAUGUUUCUUGCCUGCCUGAAUUUGUGUGGAACUUGUAAUGUUUGUCGAGCCUUCUUGAUGUUUGCAUCAUAUGGUGAGAACAACACUGACUACAUGGAUUGUAUAUAUGAUGGAAGGCGUGCAAUUCCAGUAUGAUACCCUGUGAGUAAAUGAAAAGGAAGAGCCUCAAAGAUAUGAAGGAAAUUCAUCGUAUUGUUGCAGAAAUCCUUGGUUAAGCUUGUGGUUUGCAUGCCCUCUGCAGAGAGUACGCAGUUGCUUUUCAUGCCAAGGAAGUAAUUCUAGGAGACCUAUUUUCCAUGUGAAGAGCUGGCUGAAUUUUCCUGUUUUGAGGUAAAAUUUCUGUUUUGAUAUAUCGAUGCGAUAUGAAUAUAUCUCACCAAGUCAUUGGUAUGUUAUCAUUUUGUGUUAA
This is a messenger RNA of Vitis riparia (riverbank grape), 3469 nucleotides long. Its product is annotated as probable leucine-rich repeat receptor-like protein kinase At5g49770. Gene Ontology annotation, molecular function: ATP binding; protein kinase activity; protein binding. Lineage: Eukaryota; Viridiplantae; Streptophyta; Magnoliopsida; Vitales; Vitaceae. The coding region runs from base 180 to 3044 and encodes 954 amino acids. The transcript has 19 exons. Gene Ontology annotation, biological process: protein phosphorylation. The record is from RefSeq and is a predicted model, not a curated record.